Molecule: messenger RNA, 2605 nt
Organism: Owenia fusiformis
Lineage: Eukaryota; Metazoa; Annelida; Polychaeta; Sabellida; Oweniidae
Source: the annotation of a GenBank genome assembly
AUGUUCAAGCGUAAAAGCAGCAAAGGAUAUGUAAAUAUAGAGUACCAAUGCACAAUAAGAUUUUUGGAUGAAUCUGACCCGAUCACAGCUAGUUUUCAGAAAGAAACAAAGGGUCAGGAGUUGUUGGACCAUGUCUGCAAGUAUCUCAACCUUGUGGAGAAAGACUACUUUGGACUUCGAUAUGUGGAUGAUGAGAAACAAAGACAUUGGCUGAAUCCAUUGAAAUCUGUCCAUAAACAAUUAAAAAAUGUUCAUCCCAUGGUGAUGUGUUUUCGGGUGAAAUUCUACCCUCCUGAUCCAAUGAAACUGAAGGAGGAAAUUACAAGGUACUUCCUGUUUCUACAGUUACGUCGUGAUCUGCAACACGGAAGACUGCUCUGUUCUCCCGCUGAUGCCAAUUUAUUAGCUGCUUAUAUAUUACAGUCGGAAGUUGGCGAUUAUGACCCAGAGGAUCACCCUCCCGAGUAUGUCAGUGAAUUCAAGAUGCUGCCCAAGCAGACUGAAAAAAUGGAGGAAAAGAUUGCAGAAAUCCACAAAGGUUUCCAGAGUCAAGAAAUUGUCCCAUCAGUUGCUGAGGAGAAGUUCCUGAUCAAAGCUGCCACCCUUGACACAUAUGGCGUCGACCCUCACCCCGUCAAGGAUCAGAAAGGGAACCAGAUGUACUUGGGGGUCACCCAUCUUGGCAUUGUGACCUUCCAAGGUAAUAGGAGGACUCAUCUCUUCAAGUGGACAAGCAUCAACAGAAUUGCUUUUGAGGGCAAGAUGUUCAUAGUACACGUCACAAUCGCAGAGAAAAAGCAUGCAUGUGGAUUUAAAUGCCAAACUUUUGCUGCGUGCAAGCACCUCUGGAAAUGUGCAGUUGAGCAGCAGUACUUUUUCACUUUGAAUAAAUCGGCUGAUGCCCCUAAGGUGACAUCUGGUGGAGGUUUCUUUACCCGGAGAUCAAAGUUCAGAUACAGUGGACGUUGUCAGAAGGAAGUAGUCUCAGAGUCAGAAGUCAUCAAUCGAGAACCUCCGGAAUUCACCAGGUCCCAGUCAGUCCCACACUUCCCACGCCAUGUUAGUAAAUCCACGAGUCGACCUAACUCCUUGAUCAGCAAUUCAGCCAUCGAGGAAAUAGAGACAGCUCAAUCAGUCCCAGAUGUCAUGAGUCGGUCUCUCGAGGCAGAGGUUAGAGCUCCAAUUGCACCAGAGGAGCUCUCCAUUCCUGAAGAAGAGGAGGUGAAAAUCUCGGAUACGACUUAUGAACCAAACAAGUCAGCUGCCGCUACUCCAGACCAGGAGGAACCACCACAGGAUCUCGCCUCUGAUAAUACUACACCAGAAAAUUUAGAUGCUCAAAUUGAAGUUUUACAAAAAGAAUUAGAGGAAGCUAAAUCGAUGAAUCAUUCAGGUGAAAAGGCUGAUGUUCCGGAUGAAGAGCAAACUUCUGUUAUGACAACUGAACCAAUUGUAGAGCACUCAAAGGACAAUGGUGUGGUCAACACAGAUAAACCCCAAGAUGAUAUAAAACCCGACUCAAGUAGAAGCACAUUGAAAACUGUCGCUGCAGUCAUCACCCUAUUGCUGGUAGUUGCAUUAGUGGGGAUGGUUCUUGUCAUGGAGACUGACUACAAGUUGCCACUGGUUAGUGAAAUGAGAGGCUGGCCAGAAACAAAAGCAUUUCGGGCAAGUUACUAUGAUCCUGCACGAAACUAUGUCACGAAAAUGUGUGGAUCAUCCUAAUUAUGAUUGUUAAUGAUAGGUAUUUCAAAACCAUAGCAUUAAAUGCUAAAGAACAUUGAUGGUUUGAUUGGCUCUUUGAAACUUCUAGAAAUCCCAAAUGAUUUUGUAGCAUUACAGUAAUUCUGUAUUGAAGAGUUUUGCAAUGGCUAUUUAAUUUGUUAAAACUGAAAAAUAGGGAUUAUUUAAACAUUGCAUAUUUACAUGUAUUUUUAUGAGGAAAUGGGACUCGCUUUCUGUAAAAGGCCACCAUAUAUCAGCAGUAUAGUUCUAUAUUUCCUUAUAUAGUAUUUGUAUCCUUACAUGGGGAGUGGGAUGUGUAAAAUGAGACAACUUCAUUUUAAGUCAAUAUACAAGGAACCAUGACAUCAGAUGCCUCACAAAAUUUAGAUUGCCCUAAUUUUUUGUUUAUGUGACUGACAUGUGUUGUACUGAUGUUUUUAUGGAGUACAAUUUAACAGUCUUUUUGCCACUUUGAACUAUAUUUCAGUUAAAAUAUGUGAAUAAUUAUGCCUUUUCUUAUGAUUCCUUGUAUUAUUAAAUUUAGCCAUAAUUUUAGUCAACCUAUUUAUAUUAAUUGAUGCUAAUUUUCGUUAUACAUAAGAUAUGUACAUUCUAUAUAUUAUACAUAUUUACAAUUUUUGAAAAAGGUGAUAUGUUGUGCAUUUUGAAGGUGCCCAAUUGUAUAUGGGAGCAGUGCAAUCUCAGUUACUAUGGCGACGAUAUUUAAACAACAAUAGUGUAUGUUAUUGUGUGUAAUAAUUUUUAUUAUUUGAUGAAAUUCGAAAAGGAUGACUCUUGAAUGAUUAAAUGUAUUGAAAUUUUCUUUGCUAGGCUUCAUAGUUUUAAUGCUUGAAUGAGACUCUAUGGGUGCUAUAUUUCU